GUAAUCGAUAACUCACUUCAACGGUGCGAAUGUGGGUCGGCACAAGGCCCCCUGCAGCUGAGCGCAGCCUCAUGCCGAUAUCCCCGGGGAGCUGCAUCUUGGCGCGUCGCCCCGCCGAAACUUCAACGUCAUGUCAUUGCAGCUCGAAUCGCCAGGCCCUGAGCACGACACGUAAAUAGGCCACCUGCUGCUCCCGCAAUGGCUGUUCGCCAUCUUCGCUUCGAAAUCCGCCGCCAUCCUUGUGACACCGCGAAUCGGCCGAUUCAAGCUCACAAUGGCGACUUUCCGACCCCCUCGCAGCAUGUCCCUAAAGAUGCGCUCAGUUGUCCAGAAGCUCCUUCUCGUGUUCCUCGUUUGGACGAUAAUCGAGGCCCACAUCAGCCAUUACCGCAUCGCACGCACCGAGCGAGAGGCCAGGGCCAAGGGCGUCCUGAUUGAGCCGACGCGCGUCUACAUCGCCAGUUUGCAUUGGAACAACGAGAAGAUGCUCCGGUCCGAGUGGAACAAGGGCGUGGUCGAGCUGGUCAAUACAUUUGGGCCCGACAACGUUUUUGUCAGUGUCUACGAGAGCGGCAGCUGGGAUAACUCCAAGGGCGCCCUGCGCGAACUCGACCAGGAGUUGGACAGGAGAGGCGUCCCCAGGAAGAUCAUCUUGGAGGAAGAGACGCACAAAGACCUGAUCAACGGGCCACAGGAGGACGAUGGGUGGAUUACCAUUCCUGAUGGUACGAGGAUGCCUAGACGGAUCCCCUACCUGUCCAGGUUACGGAAUCUCUCGCUGCAGCCGUUGCUGGAGCUCGCCAUGAACGGGACGACAUUUGACCAUGUCCUGUUCCUGGGCGACGUUGUCUUUUCGGUCUCCGACGUUCUCAACCUCCUCAAAACCAACAACGGCCACUACGCCGCCGCCUGCUCCCUCGACUUCAGCAAACCCCCCCCAUUCUACGACACCUUCGCUCUCCGCGACUCCCGCGGCCACGAGCACGCUUCACAAACAUGGCCCUACUUCCGCUCAUCCAAGUCCCGCAAAGCCAUGGUCAACGCCCAACCCGUCCCCGUCUCCAGCUGCUGGAACGGCAUUGUCGCCAUGCCCGCCUCCACCUUCACCGGCAUCCGCGGCCUCAAGUUCCGCGGCAUCCCGGACUCGCUCGCCGCCGCCCACCUCGAGGCCUCCGAGUGCUGCCUGAUCCACGCCGACAACCCGGGCUCGCGCACCCGCGGCGUCUUUGUCAACCCGGCCGUGCGCGUCGGCUACAACCGGCCCGCCUACGACGCCGUCCACACUUUCGUCAAUGGUGGUGAUGGUGGGGGUGGGGGUAGUGGUGGUGGGGGGAGUUGGUUGUCGCUGACGGAGGUGUAUUUUGGGCUGUGGCGGAGCCGGUUUGCGCGGUGGUUUACUUCGUCGUGGUUUGAGGAGCGGGAUGUGAGGGGCCGGAUUGCGAAGUGGGCGCGGUCUGGGGAGGGGAGGGUGGAGAAGGGGGGGUUUUGUGUGGUGGAUGAGAUGCAGAUUGUGGUGGAGAAUGGGUGGAAGCAUUUGUGAUGGUGUUGGUGUUCUUGGAUGGGGGUUGUUAUG
Chaetomium fimeti is the source of this 1573-nucleotide messenger RNA. Its product is annotated as glycosyltransferase family 69 protein. The coding region runs from base 275 to 1540 and encodes 421 amino acids. The transcript is spliced from 3 exons. The record is from RefSeq and is a predicted model, not a curated record. NCBI's taxonomy places the organism in Eukaryota, Fungi, Ascomycota, Sordariomycetes, Sordariales, Chaetomiaceae.